UUCUGUAAACAACGCACCCAACCGCUUUAUAUUAUUCAUUCAUCUUUCUCUCCUCUCCGGAAACUCAACAAAUUUUCCUCCCUCUCUCUCUCUCUCUCUCUCUCUCUCUCAGAAUCCGUUCGUCUUCGCCGAGCCACCCUCUCGUCGACUUCAGAGGUUUUGGUGUGCUGAGGGUGUAUCGUUGUUGCUUACUUGUCUCGAGUUCGAACUUGAGAUGAACAAUAUUAGUACCCCAGUUCAGGAUUGAUGAUAUGACUGCAUCAGCAGGGACUUUUUGGUCUAUUGGACUUCUGAAGAAUCAAUCUCGAUUGACACCCUGUUUUUUUCCCUUGAGGAUUUGUUGGCACAAUCUGCUGCCAUGUUUUGAGAGACUAGACUCUAAAGUCAGCUUAGUGUUGCGAGAGCACAAUAUAUGGUACUAACUACUGAGAUUCCAUUUUUAACUUGCUCCCUUAACGUUGAAUUGGGAUCAACAUGAAGAACUGGAUCCAUUCACCUGAAGUGAUGGAGGCCAUACUGAGAUGGAAAAAUCCGUAGCUUUGAUGAUGAUCAUGAUAUGAUUCUUAGAUUGACCAUGCUUGAAAUGUUUAGUGAUGGAAAAUAAUAAAGUUAACUGCAAUCUAGUGAGGCCUUUGAUGUGAACUUGUUUUUCUGUUGUGUCCACAUUGUGCCUACUAUGAUGAUGGAGAGGGUAGUUCUAGUCCCAUGGGCAAUUCCAUUGACUCUAAACAUUAUGGUGGUCAAUUCAUUCGUUCAUUGUACUGGUACGUGGAGUUAUCUUUUGGAUGAUUCAGUAUGUUGGUGUUCCGUAGAGGGGUGUGGUGGGAUAUAGUGGUAAUUGUCUACUUAGGUGGUGUCAAUGAAUGGCGUGCAUUCUGACAUGCUUUUGGUCCUUCGAUACAUAUCAUCAGUGGAGGAUCUUAUGCAUUUGGAUUCAUAUUAUAUGGCCUUUUAGGCAGAACAAGCUUCUUUGCAAGAUGAUGGCACUGAACUUUGCAUUUUGGGUGGCAAUUUUUACGGGUUGAUGCUUGAUUAGCAAGUGGGAUUUUGGACCUAGUGACCGUUAUCAUUACUCAUACUGUGGUUUAUUAUGUGCGAGUAAAGGACAAUCAUAAACUUGAGGUACAUUGUAUGCCAGAGAAGACUGAGCAUGGAUCCCUAAGAUUGGUGUAGGCUGUCAGGAGAGAGAGGGAGAGAAGUGGGGUGUUCUGAGUUGUGAGUCUGCUUGUAAUUGUCAUUCCUUACAUGGGAGACAGUGGGCUGGUUGCUCAUUGAUUGGUGGUUUCCUCAAUUUGGUGUAGGUUAUCCCUUAUCAGGAUAGAUUGCCACCCUUGACUCUUGCACAGCUUCUUUCCUUUCUGUGCUGUAACUAAAGAUCAAUUUCAGAUUCGAGAUUUAUGAGAAUAUCCUGCUUGCUUUUAGCAUGUCUUCUUGCUGACAUGUCUCUCUGGAUGGAGAGAGUUUUGCAAAUACAUGAUGCUUCUUUCUUCGAAGCUCUGCCAUCUCAUCUUUUAGGGUGCAAGUAUACCUCUGUAUGUGUAUUCCAUAGCUUCAAUUGCAAACUGUCUCAAGAUGUAAGAUAAAGCCAACAUCAUUUAAGUCCCUCAGAGGAAGAUUAUCUCCCCUUUGAACAUGGGUUUUUGUAAGUGUAGAAAUUAUUAGAAGCCUGAAGGUUUAAGCAAUACAUUUACUUUUUUGGUUAUACUAACCUGAUCCUGUGGCUUGACAGUUUUCAGAAUUUGUAUCUAGGUGUUACUUUCUGUUAUCACUGACUUAUGAUAGAAAGGUACUCCCAGUAACAGGAUUCAGCCAAGUGGCACACAUUUCAUUGUAAUUGUAAUCUUUUCUUUGGUAAUACAUUGCAGUUUUCUCAGUAAUCUCAUCAGAACGCUUAAGACAAUCUGGUACUUUUCAAUCUCAUUUCAGCCAUUGCAUAUAAUGCCUCAGAUCUUCAAAUUGGAACUCCUCUGUUUCUGAAACUGCAAUCUUUCCUUUUAUCUGAAGGGCGGGUAUCGAUAGUUUUCUAAAGUUUUUGGGUAAAGUGAAGGGUAAUUCAAUCAUGCUAUGUCGGACAGUUCUCAUCUAUUUUUAUUAAGUUCUACGAAUUUUUGUUUUACAUCUUUGUAUUGUAAUUCUAUUGCUUUUAAACAUAUCUUUAGUGCUAAAAGUUCAGAACCACACAAUUUUUUUUCAGGAUUUGGAGGCUAGGGGAACAUCUGGUAGUAGUUUUUCUUUUCUUAGACUUCAUUUUAAUUUUAAUCCUAUAGGUGAUGUUUAAAUGUCAAGCAAAUGUUAGUGUAGACUGAUAUGAUGCAAUAUUGGGAUUGUUACACCUGCUACCCUGAUGGUGUGAUUAAAAUUUUAAACCCAGGUAAUGCAAUAAUGAGUGGCCCUGUAUCCGUCAUUUUACUUCUCACUUUCAGCUAACUGUUAUGUCUUUUACACUUACAAUUCAAUUUUAUCACUCAGAAAACAAAACGGCUCUCUCUAUUACCUUUGAAAGGCCAUCUUAUUGCAGAUGAAUGCGAGAGUCGAGGGAGAGGUUGAUAUAGGGUGCUAGUGGUUGUUCUACAUACUUUUCCCCAGCUUUGCAAUGCAAUUAGGUUUUGACAGAUCCUUUGGAAAUCUGACUUUUACUUCGCUUCCCGGCCUUGAAUAGAAUGGAGAUUUGGUGGAUCAGACUAUGAAAGCAUGUCGUAGGCAGGAUUCUCUUGGUCGAGUUAGUAUUUGGUGAUGUGUCAUGAAAUUAUCAAUGUCUGACUUUGGUUGAUGUUAUGCAUUCUCCUUUUAUGGUAGAGGCUUUUGUUGUUCCAAUCUGUAUCCAUGCGUCUUAUAAUCCUGGUAUUAUUUUUGUUCUACACACACACACACUAUAUGCUUAUUUCUAAAAUAAUAAUAAAUAUUGUUUAGAAUUUAUCAAAACCUUACAGCAGUCACUGUGGUAUAAAAGAACUGUAGCAGAAUAACAAGAACUGUAGAGCACUGUCUCCCUUUUGUUUCUGUGGAAUUAAGCGUAUAUGCAGUCUGCUUUUCAAUGUUUGACAUGUCUUUCCCUUUUUGUGCAGGUUGUGAUUUUAUUGGGUAGAUUCUGUUCCAGUGUGUGACUUGUUUGUAGUUUGAAGGUGACUAAAGUUAUGGGGCACAGACAUCCGUUCAGCGCAUCUCAAAUUUUUGAGAGUGAAAAUGAUCCGAAUUGGAACCAUAUGAACACAGAACACCCAUUUGGACAUCUGGCUAGGGCUGGGGCGGGAGAGAAUGGUUCUUUGUUUUAUCCAGUGGAAAAUAUGUUCAAUGAUGGAAUGCAUUUUCCUUCGAAUUGGAACCCGCCUAUGAGGUCAUAUGGGUAUUCUCCCUUGAGCCACAGUGUUGAUAUGCCACCUCAAUAUCAACCCGAUGCUUCUGGUCCAUCUCAUGAUCCUUUUCAACAUCCACCAAGUGCUAGUACUUUUGGUAUGGCCAGUGGAAACUAUGCUCACCAUCCAUCUUCGUCCAGCUAUGACCGUCCAGCAUUCCAUGGUGUUGAGGGUGGUUUUGUUGAUCUCACAAUGAGCAAUGGAAGAGGGCCACACAAGCGAAAAAGUCCUGGGAUCCCUUCUGUAGCGGAGAGAGGCAGCACGAGCAGAUACUACGGCGCUGGAAGUUCCUCUGACCUCUCUAGAUCUACAGAAUUACAGCAGGAGAAAGUAAACAUAGAUACCCCACACAUGCCGUGGGAUCACAUGACUAUGAUUCACCCCAGCUAUAGAGGAAAUGACCCUACAAGUAGGGGUGAGGGAUCUAUGAGAAAUGUGAGAAGCCGGUCAGAACAUGAUUUGGAGUCCAACCUAGCAAGGACACAUCUAUCGAACAAUCCUAUACAUAGUUCGUAUUCUGCAAAUUUCCCUGUUGACCACCCUAGUACGAUUGAUCUUUCGGGUCAGAGUUCCAAUGUUUUAGCCCCUGAAUGGAACCAUAUUAGCGUAUCGCCUCCUCAUGGAAGGAUUUUACCUUCAGAUACAAGUGGUUUUAGUCAUGAUCCCAACCACUUCCUUGUAGGCAGCAGUAUGGUUAAUGCUUCUGCCGAAGCUGGUGUAUACCACCAUGAUUUCAUUCCAACCAGGAGUGCUGCUGUUCCUCCAAGUUAUCCUGGUGCCUUACCCCAUACUGUAAGGGGAGUUCGCAGCAACUAUUCUCAAAGAUCUAGCCCAACCUUCAGGGCUUCUUCAAGCAGCAUGAGGUUUGGGCCUGUGACACAUCCAGAUGAAGGAUUGCAGUUGGUAUCUGAGAGUUACCCAAGACAUCCUAGGCCAGUGGCUACAGUUGGGUGGCGUAACAGCGACAGGAAUGGUAGAUCAAGGAUGUCUAAUGAUAGAUAUCGAGUUUCUGAAGAGACUAGUCUCCAUGAUCGGUUUUCAUCUGAGGGUUUUAUGAUUGCUGAUCGGCCAGCUUUCUAUGGUUCCAGAAGUAUGCUUGAUCAUCAUAGAGACUUGAGACUAGACAUAGACAACAUGAGUUACGAGGAACUCCUUGCAUUGGGGGAAAGGAUUGGGCAUGUCAACACAGGUGUAUCUGAAGAUCUAAUACCGAAGUGUUUGACAGAAACAAUAUAUUGUUCUUCAGACCUAAACCAGGAGGAAGGCACAUGUGUAAUCUGCCUGGAAGAGUACGAGGAUAGGGAUGAUGUUGCAGCACUGAAAACGUGCGGCCAUGAUUACCAUGUGACUUGCAUCAAAAAGUGGUUGUCAAUGAAAAAUUCUUGUCCAAUCUGCAAAGGUUCUGCCCUUGCCGAUAAUACUAAGGGGAAAUAAAUUGUGCUUCACUUUAUGGCAUUCUUGUAUAUAUGUUUAGGGAUAAUCCUCCAAUGGAGGAAAGGACUUGCUUUAUGAAGUUGUAAAGGGAAUGCUGGCCAGUUUCAGUCCAUUUGUUUCAGGCUUCCACUUCAAUAUUGUGAAGCCUUUUUGGAGUCCCAUAUUUUUGUAUGGGUCAUUAAUGCAAAAGAAGAUGUGAUUUAUGAUA
Molecule: messenger RNA, 4995 nt
Organism: Rosa rugosa (rugosa rose)
Lineage: Eukaryota; Viridiplantae; Streptophyta; Magnoliopsida; Rosales; Rosaceae
Product: E3 ubiquitin-protein ligase MBR2
Exons: 8
Coding region: 3135-4787 (550 amino acids)
Molecular function (GO): ubiquitin protein ligase activity
Source: RefSeq, a predicted model, not a curated record